This is a messenger RNA of Ostrea edulis (European flat oyster), 835 nucleotides long. RefSeq lists its product as uncharacterized. Bases 199 to 645 code for a protein of 148 amino acids. The transcript has 6 exons. The record is from RefSeq and is a predicted model, not a curated record. Lineage: Eukaryota; Metazoa; Mollusca; Bivalvia; Ostreida; Ostreidae.
AGAGGUAAGAAAUUAUGUGUCAGAAUAUGUGAUCACUUUGAAUAUUUAUGUUAAAAUUUACAUUCUAUUUUGACAGCUUUUCAUUUUUUGUUUACAUAAAUUAUGCAUACUAUUUCAUUAAAUUGAGAUACAUAUUGUACAGUUGCAAGAUGCGAUAAAACUUUAAAUAUUGUAUUGCAGAAAAAGAAUUCUUUUAAGAUGAAGUUGUUCUUCCUCGCCGUAACAAUCUUCUGCCUCUGUGAACUAUUUCCCCAGUCGGAGGCUGUUUCCUCUCAUUGUGGUUAUCAUGCUUUGAAUCACUACUACACCACGCGUUGUAACUCUACGUACUGCACCACGUACUACAAAGUCAAAUACGGAUACUGCUCAUCCUAUGGGUAUCUACGUUAUGAGGCGAACGUUUACUAUAAUGGUAGACAGCUUUAUUAUUACAUCACAUAUUACAGAAAUGGCAAGAGAGCACUAGACGCAGGAAAAGAAGCCCUGGAAAAAAUCAAAAUAGCGAGAGGAAGCACCAACGAGAAGAAAUCUGUGAAAACAGUGCAGGCUGAAGACUAUGGCACCAUAUUGGAAAAACUUGGUGGCAAAGUCGUUCGCAGUGGUGCAAAAAGUCUCAAAGGCUUAACCACUGAUAUUGAUCAAUAAAGUAUGUGUUGAAUCGCUUUCUUCAAAUUAAACAAAACAAUGCAUGCAUUAUGUGCAAUAUGGUGUUUGUGUUUUGUUAAUUAUACAUGUAGCUAAUUUUUUUCAGACCAGGCACAGAAACAGGAUUAUUGAACAGUGUGUUCUUUCCUAGUUAUUCCUUUUAAUGAAAUAAACAAUUGCAAAUUAUGAA